Paramecium sonneborni is the source of this 1296-nucleotide messenger RNA. Lineage: Eukaryota; Ciliophora; Oligohymenophorea; Peniculida; Parameciidae. The record is from the annotation of a GenBank genome assembly.
AUGUCUUCAAUAAUACAGCCAAAACAUCUCGAUAGAAUUUCUUGUAAAUUUAAUCAUGAAUCUCCUAUUAAAUUUUUUGUUUUAGAUGUUACUAAGGAAAGUAAAGCUACUUUCUUUUGUGAAAAAUGCUUAACUAUAGGGGUUUUACCUUUAAAUGCAAAAUCUUUGGAUGAGGUAAAUGGAUAAAUAAUUUAACAAAAAUAAUUAUCACUUGAAUUAGGAAAAAUGUUAAUUUUGAAAUAAGUUAAAGAAAUUGAACAUUUAGGAUAAGAACUUGAUUUAAUCAAAACAUUCAUUAUAAAACAGUUAGAUUCAUCUAUAUAAAAUAAAAAAAUGUGGUAAUCCUAAUUAGAGGCUUUCUAUAAGCAAGAAGAGUAAUUCAAUAUUGAAUUAGAAUUGAAAUAAUUAAAUUUAAAUCAGGAAGAAUAUAAAUUAAAAGAAAAUAUCAGGCUAAAAGAAAAUAUUCUUAAAUUCAAUUAAUCUUUUUAUGAAAAAAUACGCAAUAAUUUAUAUCUAUUUCUCGAUUUAAAUAAAUUUUAGACAUGUAAAAAAAUACUUGAUUAAAGUAUUAAUAAAACUGAAUUAAAUAGCCUACUUAAAAAUCAAGAAGAAAUUAAAUAAUAAAAAAAAAUUAUUAUUUCAAAGUUUCCAAACUAAUACUUUCUAAGAGGAAAUUUUGAUAAUAUAAAAGAAAAUAUUAUAUAUCAUUUUUUCAAUUGGAGAACUUAUCGUUAAAAUAGUGUAGAAAUUGUAGAAUUUUAUGAGGAUUUAAGUGAGAAUUAGGAGUUUCUUUCUCAUUUAUUUCCAAAUUUUUAUCAAAGCCAAUAUCAUCAGAAUAGUAUUAGAUUAACUCCAUAAGAACGAAAUCAAAUGAUAAAAGAUGAAUAAGUAAUAAUAAUCAUACAGUUUUAGGCUAUCAAAUAAUUAAUUGAAAAUUUCUAAAUGUAUUUGUGUUAUUCAGGACUUUAAUUUUAAGGAAACAAAAUAGUGAUUUAAAAUAAGUAGCAACUUUUAAAAUUUCAAUAGAAAAAUAUUGAAGGUUUGCGAAGAGUAAUAUCUUCUUUGAGUGUUUUGAGUUAACGUUAAAAUGCAUUAUUACUUGUGAAAUUUAUAAAGGAAGUUGAUUUCUUUUAUAAUGAAAUGUUUAUCAAUUAUGAUUUAUUGUAAGAGGAAGGCAAUUAAGAUAAAUAAGCGUUGAAAUUUGAAGAAGUAAAAAGAUAUUUUGUACAAUCAGAUAUUUAGGAUAAAUAAUGGGUAACAUAUAAGAUUUUAACAAACCAGGCUUUGGAUUUGUGA